Messenger RNA from Phodopus roborovskii (desert hamster), 4226 nucleotides. RefSeq names its product neuronal PAS domain protein 3 (gene Npas3). The record is from RefSeq and is a predicted model, not a curated record. Bases 446 to 3286 code for a protein of 946 amino acids. Gene Ontology annotation, molecular function: RNA polymerase II transcription regulatory region sequence-specific DNA binding; DNA-binding transcription factor activity, RNA polymerase II-specific; protein dimerization activity. NCBI's taxonomy places the organism in Eukaryota, Metazoa, Chordata, Mammalia, Rodentia, Cricetidae. The transcript is spliced from 13 exons. Gene Ontology annotation, biological process: regulation of transcription by RNA polymerase II.
CCUCCGCCGCCGCCCGCGCCGGCCGCCUGUCUCCGCGCCGGGCAUGUCUCGGGAGCCGGGGCGGCCCGGGCCGCGGGCGCUGUGCAGCGCAUGGACGGCGGCGGCUGCGGCGGGCGAGCAAGGGGAGGAUCAGGCUCGGGCGGCCGAGGAGGCGGCGAUCUGCGGCGGGGAGCACUACGGGCGCGAGGGGACGUCCGGCCGCCGGCGACGCUCGGGCCCCACUACUUUCCCGUAGCCUCCCAGCCUCGGCAGGCAGCGCGGCCACCGCCGCCACGGCCACGGCCACGGCCACGGCCGCCGCCCGCCGGGCCCCCCGAGCGCCGCGCACGCCCGCACUCUCUCCCGCCAGCCCACGCACACGCACACCCCCGCCCUCCCCACGCCCCCCGCCCCGGGAGGGGGGGAGCGAGGCAAAAAGUAAGAGAGGAAAAAAAAUUGCAGGAAGAUGGCGCCCACCAAGCCCAGCUUUCAGCAGGAUCCUUCCAGGCGAGAACGAAUAACUGCGCAGCAUCCUCUGCCCAACCAAUCAGAAUGUAGGAAAAUCUACAGAUAUGACGGAAUCUACUGUGAAUCUACCUACCAGAAUUUACAAGCAUUAAGAAAGGAGAAGUCCAGAGAUGCUGCUCGUUCCCGUCGAGGAAAAGAAAACUUUGAGUUCUAUGAAUUGGCCAAGUUGUUGCCUCUUCCAGCAGCCAUCACCAGCCAACUGGACAAGGCAUCCAUCAUACGACUCACAAUUAGCUAUCUCAAAAUGAGGGACUUUGCCAACCAAGGGGACCCUCCAUGGAACUUGCGGAUGGAAGGCCCUCCACCAAACACCUCAGUCAAAGGGAUACAAAUGUGGAAAUCUGAACUCUGCAUGAGAAAGACACCAUGUGAAGUUAUAGGUGCACAGCGAAGGCGAAGCCCCAGUGCACUAGCCAUUGAAGUAUUUGAAGCACAUUUGGGAAGCCACAUUUUACAGUCCCUGGAUGGCUUCGUAUUUGCACUAAAUCAAGAAGGAAAAUUUUUGUACAUUUCCGAAACCGUCUCUAUCUACCUAGGCCUCUCACAAGUGGAGCUGACAGGAAGCAGUGUCUUUGACUAUGUCCACCCCGGGGAUCACGUGGAGAUGGCUGAGCAGCUGGGCAUGAAGCUCCCGCCUGGGAGGGGCCUCCUGUCGCAGGGCUCCGCUGAGGACGCAGCCAGUUCAGCAUCUUCCUCAUCUCAGUCAGAGACCCCUGAGCCAGUGGAGACAACCAGCCCCAGUCUGCUAACCACUGACAACACCCUUGAGCGGUCCUUUUUCAUCCGAAUGAAAUCCACUCUGACCAAACGCGGAGUACACAUCAAGUCAUCAGGAUAUAAGGUGAUUCAUAUAACCGGCCGGCUUCGACUCAGAGUGUCGCUAUCCCACGGGAGGACAGUCCCCAGCCAAAUCAUGGGACUCGUGGUGGUGGCUCAUGCCUUGCCUCCCCCUACGAUCAAUGAAGUCAGAAUUGACUGCCAUAUGUUCGUCACUCGAGUAAACAUGGACCUCAAUAUCAUUUACUGUGAAAAUAGGAUCAGUGACUACAUGGAUCUGACCCCUGUAGACAUUGUAGGGAAAAGAUGUUACCACUUCAUCCAUGCCGAAGAUGUGGAAGGCAUCAGGCACAGUCACCUGGACUUGCUGAAUAAGGGUCAGUGUGUGACGAAGUACUAUCGCUGGAUGCAGAAGAAUGGAGGCUACAUCUGGAUACAAUCUAGUGCCACCAUAGCUAUUAAUGCCAAGAACGCGAACGAGAAGAAUAUCAUCUGGGUGAAUUAUCUCCUUAGUAACCCUGAGUACAAAGACACGCCCAUGGACAUUGCACAGCUCCCACAUUUGCCAGAGAAAACUUCAGAAUCCUCUGAGACAUCCGACUCUGAAUCAGACUCUAAAGAUACCUCAGGUAUAACAGAGGACAACGAGAACUCCAAGUCCGACGAGAAGGGCAAUCAGUCCGAGAACAGCGAAGAUCCAGAACCUGACCGCAAGAAGUCAGGCAGUGCGUGUGAUAACGACAUGAACUGCAACGACGACGGCCACAGCUCCAGCAACCCGGACAGCCGCGACAGCGACGACAGCUUCGAGCAUUCAGACUUUGAGCACCCCAAGGCGGCCGAGGAUGGCUUCAGCUCACUCGGCCCCAUGCAGAUCAAAGUGGAGCGCUACGUAGAGAGCGAGGCAGACCUGCGGCUGCAGCCCUGCGAGUCGCUCACGUCGGACAGUGCCAAGGACUCGGACAGCGCGGGCGAGGCAGGCGCACAGGCGUCCAGCAAGCACCAGAAGCGCAAGCGGCGGCGGAAAAGGCAGAAGGGUGGCAGCGCCAGUCGCCGGCGCCUGUCCAGCGCGUCCAGCCCGGGCCUGGACGCCGGCCUGGUGGAGCCGCCGCGAUUGCUGUCAUCACCGCACAACGCCUCGGUGCUCAAGAUCAAGACAGAGAUUGCGGAGCCCAUCAACUUCGACAACGACAGCAGCAUCUGGAACUACCCGCCCAACCGGGAGAUCUCCAGGAAUGAGUCCCCGUACAGCAUGACCAAACCCCCCAACUCUGAGCACUUCCCAUCCCCGCAGGGCCAGGGUAGCGGUGGCGGUGGUGGUGGUGGUGGUGGCGGCGGCGGCGGCGGGGGAGCACUGCACGUGGCCAUCCCCGACUCGGUCCUCACCCCACCAGGCGCCGAUGGCACCGCCAGCCGCAAGACUCAGUUCAGCGGCUCGGCUCCAGUGGCCUCCGACCCGCUGUCGCCCCCACUCUCGGCAUCCCCGCGAGACAAGCACCCCGGGGGCGGGGCAGGGGGCGGCGGGGGUGGCCCUGGUGCGUCCAACUCCUUGCUGUACACUGGGGACCUGGAGGCCCUGCAGAGGUUACAAGCAGGCAACGUCGUGCUUCCGCUUGUGCACCGGGUAACAGGGACCCUGGCGGCCACCAGCACGGCUGCACAGAGGGUCUACACCACUGGCACCAUCCGCUAUGCUCCUGCUGAGGUGACCCUGGCCAUGCAGGGCAACCUGCUACCCAACGCGCAUGCUGUUAACUUCGUAGAUGUUAACAGCCCCGGCUUCGGCCUUGACCCCAAGACGCCAAUGGAGAUGCUCUACCACCACGUGCACCGGCUCAAUAUGUCAGGACCAUUUGGCAGUGCUGUGAGCGCAGCCAGCCUCACACAGAUGCCGGGUGGCAAUGUGUUCACCACGGCUGAGGGACUCUUCUCCACGCUGCCCUUCCCGGUCUACAGCAAUGGCAUCCAUGCGGCACAGACUCUGGAGCGCAAAGAAGACUGAGUGGGCGCCCCACUUGGAGGCAUCAUAGGCAUUUUUUGUUUAGACCUUUCAUUCUAGCACUUUGAAUUGGAGCAGGUCAGCGUCUUCUCGCAACACGGCGGCCCCCUUCCAUCCCUCUCUUUCUUUCAUUGGACUUAUUCUUUCUUGUAAAGACAUGUUUAUUUUUUUGCCUUCAGAGGGUCAGAGGACCGGUUGCCUGCCAUUUUGUCUUCUAAGAUAUGUGUUGGGUUGUUUGGCUUUCCCUUGCAUCUUUACUAAGAUGUCGUUAAUGUGUAUAUGCCUCUGCCAUAGAAUACUCAGUCUUGUGGUCAAGAGAUUUCUCAAGUGACAACCAUUGGGUUUUUCUUCCUAAAGAUCUUGAUAUGAUCAAGAUGAAAAGAGACAAGCAUAAAUGAUUGUGCCCUGUUUGACUAAGUCAAAUGAAAUGGGAUGGGUGUUUUUAGUUUUCCUGUCCCUAAUUCCUUCGAAAAUAGGGGAAUAGUAUUUUAGAAUUUUAUGCAGAGUUUAAUUCUUUUUAUGAUUAAGAUUUUAAGAUUUUCUUACUUGCACAUAAAAAUAAUUUGGGUUCUUAAACUUAAUUUCUGGCCUGUGACUAGAAUGUUUAAAAAAAAAAAAGUUGAACUAAGUGGUAAUUACUGAAACAUUAACUUAAUUUCUAAAACCAUGGUGCUAUCAUUUAUUAAUCUGUAAUGUCUUCAUUCAAAAUGCAGCUCCCGGGCUGGGUUUUGGAAAAGAAACUGUGUCCUGUCCUGGUCCAGAGCCCCAUUGCUACAGUCUCCUUGGUUAGUUUAAGACAAAGCCCUCAUUAACAUUUGCUGCAGGACUUAAAUUUACCUCCCAACUAACAAACAUAGCCUCGCUUUCGAAUUAGUGGGUCAGUAAAGCCCUAUUAAAAGGGGGCUUUUGGACAACUCGGACUGAUUUGAGGAGCUGUUUAAGU